AUGCUAAUCUUCGAAACUGCUCAAGUGAGGUUCGUUGAUGAAACGGUCAUCAUUAAGCGGCUGUAUGAGGUUGUAGAGUCAGAGCACGAUGGCUCGACCGAGCAGUCUCGUGGGGUCAAUGAUGCCCCUGUAACUCCGAUCGGGACUGGGCAGUAUCAAGCCCUCGAGCAGUAUACGCCGCCAUUGACGGGUGAUAAUCAUCCGCUACAGACUCUGUACCAUAAUGGUCGCUCGUCUGAGUUGGGAUUGUUGAUGGGAAAUGCUUUUCAGCAUUCUGACAGAAAUCCUGGGAGGGAGGUGCAGACUGAUAGUUUGGUGCAGGAACCAAGAUUCUCGUUUAACGAGAGAGAAGCGACGUUAAUGCGUAAUUAUGUUGAGAAUAUGGCUUUGUGGGUAGGAGCGGAUGAUUGGUAUUUUGAAUUUCUUGUUCUUGCCGCUGACCCCUCAAAGGCAGACAUAACCGACCCUCAUCGACACUUUGAAAUAGAGGUGCCCGUGAGAGCAAUGCAGGAUCCGGUUCUGCGAUACGCUAUCUUCGCUUUCUCUUCUCGUCACGUGGAGCGGCAGAGGAAGGGAAAUGAAGCAGAAGCGCUGCAAUAUCAUAACCACUGCCUGCAGCUGCUGAUUCCUACAUUAUCUGGAACAGGAGGUGACUUGACUGAUGUUGUUCUCGCUACUGUUGCGAUCCUACGCCAACACGAGGAAAUGGAGUAUGAUGAUAACCAGUUCCAUCUGACAGGAGCCACGCGUAUAAUAAACUCUGUCUCCUCUUUUGGAUCCUCGGGCGGGUUGGGUGAAGCGGCAGCCUGGCUCUGUCUCCGUGAGGACAUUCACGUAUCACUGAUCUCGCAAAAGCCCUUACGAACAAAUUUGGAAAGCUUCCAUCAUUCCGAUAUAUUCCUGAGAGACGAUGACUUCGCAUGGGCAGCUCGAAUGGUCUUUCUAUUAGCCAAAGUAUUGAAAUGUGCGUUCAAUCAGGUGUCUUCGCCAGAAUAUACUGCGCUGCAGAGUAUUGCUCAGGAAGUAGAGGACUGGUAUGCCAGGAAGCCGUCCUCAUUCCAGCCUCUGCGCGAGCUCCCUCGUGGAAAGGAUGCUUCGUGUCGAUUUCCAGAGGUCUGGAUGUUACUACCGGUGCACGUUCCUCCUAACUAUCUCAAGAAAACAAUACGAUAUCACCUUUUCAUGGUGCUUGGACUGGCCAAGUCAAACCCCAAAGCGGAGAAUACGCUUUUCACCGCACGGCAUAGCCUGGUAGCGUGGGGCUGGGUCAUUCGGCAAAAAGCGGACCAGCAGGCUGCAGAGAUUCUCCUGAAAGAAAUGUGGACGAGAACGGGGUGGGAUGUGUAUCAUUCGGCAAAACGGAGCGCUAUGCGCUGUGCCACCUAUCUCAGGAUAGGUCGACUCCAACAGUCCCAGCACGUCACCAGCUUUGCCCUUGUUCUGAGUCCAGUCAAGUGUGGAUCUCGGCCAGGCAGCCGUCGUCCGCAUUGCCCCUGUGAUGAGUCCGGCCACGCUAUGAGACCUGCCAGGCAAAUCGAUGCAGAAACGUUGGGAGUGCGUCUCUGUGCUGGACUCUCGUUCUCUCUAUCAGUUUUAAUUCGCCCGGGCAUAUGCACCGGUGGAUUAGCACCAUCUGAUCAAGUGGCUGAAAGCUUAAAAGAACGAUAUGACCGCCGGGAUAUUGCGACACAUGCCGAUUGGCAGAUAAUGGCCGUAGAUAUAACUGGCGCUCAGGACUGCUGGGCUGUAGGCGUCACAUUGGGCAUGACUUCACUGCACCAACUCAUGCGACAACCGAUGCGAUGCAGUUUCGCGGACCAGUGGAACCAAGUCCCAACCUUGAGAAUUCACCUGAAUCCGAUCGGGCACCUCACCAUCGGGCCUCAUUGUAGCGGUGUAGACAGGACAAAAGUGGCAAUGGAUCUUGAAAUCGCGAACUUAAAUGGCAUCUCGUGCACGUCGGACGCCCUGCAUAUAGCCUCGCCUAUCACGCUGCGCCAUUGCCAUGCAUGCUGCAGAGACUAUCGCACCACGGAGACUGCCGGCUCCCAUAGGGUCCAAGCGGAAAUGCAACCAUGGAAGCCGGAAAUGAGAGCAUCGCGUCCGCCUCCGUUUUCAUCAUGGAGGAACGCCUUCAACAACACUAGCUCCUUCCAGUUCCGCCUGAUCGGCUGGGGCGAAAUCAAUAUCCCGCCCCCGGUCCAAUGGCCUGUCACUUUCCCCGCAUCUUGCAGACUCUAUCUAUCUACUUUGCCAUUGAUCGAAUCAAUGCCUGACAACAACACUACCUCCUCCCGGCCAGUAAAAGGCCGCCACCCCUUCUCGUCUCUCCGGUCCCUUUUCACCUCUGCCGGCAAACAGGACAAGCCUUUUACUACUCCGACUGGUCUCUCCGAGCAUCUACUACCCAACACCACCAACAAUACUACUAUUACCCACCAACCAGGCUCACCACCACAACCACCAUCACAACAACCAGAUUUAUUCACCUCCGAAAUAUCCAAACCACCACUACCAAAUUCACAUCCAGAACCGGAAACACCCUCAGAAAAAGAUACCGCCUCUUUCAUCUGGGAAGACAUCACCCCCCCAGCCGAGUACUACCUUUCCGACAAGACAACACCACCGUCACCACCCCCAACUUACACAUACUCCCAACAAAAACAACAACAACCACAAGACAAAGAACAGGAUUCCACCAUGAUCGACACAACCACCAGAUCAAUCCCCGUCUCCUCCCUCCCAGGCUACAACGACGUCAGCGGCGCCGUCAUCGUCGACUACGACGGCUUCCCGCACUUCCUCUCCCCCCAGGAAGAAGAAGAAAGGAAAAUGAAGCUUCAGCGCGCUGUCCAGGAGAAGAUGCUGGGCUUGCCGAGACAGACUAGCUUCGAGUGGGAGAGGCCUCUGUCUGGUGGGUCGGCGGCCGGGUGGUUACCGAGGUAUACACCUUCGAAGAAGGGGGCGCAGCGGUGA
Molecule: messenger RNA, 2976 nt
Organism: Aspergillus niger
Lineage: Eukaryota; Fungi; Ascomycota; Eurotiomycetes; Eurotiales; Aspergillaceae
Exons: 8
Coding region: 1-2976 (991 amino acids)
Biological process (GO): positive regulation of transcription by RNA polymerase II
Cellular component (GO): nucleus
Molecular function (GO): DNA-binding transcription factor activity; transcription cis-regulatory region binding
Source: RefSeq, a predicted model, not a curated record